UUCGGUGGAGCAAACACGUUAACAUGAGUUUCGCGAAGGACCCAGUCACUCUGAAAAUCAUCCUCAUAGGAGACUCGGGGGUGGGAAAAUCCUCCGUCAUGAGCAGAUAUGUGAACCACAGCUUCACCAACAUGUACCGGGCCACGAUAGGGACGGACUUCCUCUCUAAAACCGUGACUAUAGACAAGGACACCAUCACCCUGCAGAUCUGGGACACUGCAGGCACAGAGAGGUUUCAGUCUCUGGGUCCACUCCUGUACAGAGGAGCUCACUGUUGCAUGCUGGUGUUCGACGUCACAUCCAAGGCUAGUUUCUCGGCUCUGGAUGUCUGGAGGAAGGAAUUCCUGUUCCAGGCCGAACCCCAGGAUCCAGAUGAUUUUCCUUUUAUUGUCGUCGGCAACAAAACUGACCUGAGCGACAGAGAGGUGUCUCGUGGAAAAGCCCUGCAGUGGUGUGAGGAAAUAGGAGCAGAGUACUUCGAAGGAAGCGCCAAGGAGGACCUCGACAUCGAGAAGCCGUUUCUGAGAGCGGCUCUGAGCGGCUUACGGCAGUACAAAAAACACACAUUGGAAAAUACAGGACAUUUCCAGAUAACCUGCAAACAGCCGAGAGAAACUCGCAACACCUGUGAGUGCUGA
Molecule: messenger RNA, 638 nt
Organism: Acanthochromis polyacanthus (spiny chromis)
Lineage: Eukaryota; Metazoa; Chordata; Actinopteri; Pomacentridae
Exons: 5
Coding region: 24-638 (204 amino acids)
Biological process (GO): phagosome-lysosome fusion; endosome to lysosome transport
Cellular component (GO): phagocytic vesicle; late endosome; lysosome
Molecular function (GO): GTP binding; GTPase activity
Source: RefSeq, a predicted model, not a curated record